Molecule: messenger RNA, 1800 nt
Organism: Lonchura striata (white-rumped munia)
Lineage: Eukaryota; Metazoa; Chordata; Aves; Passeriformes; Estrildidae
Gene: RSPH3
Product: radial spoke head 3
Cellular component (GO): cilium
Source: RefSeq, a predicted model, not a curated record
AUGGAGCCCGCCAUGGAGCCCGCCGUGCUGCCCGUCCGGGCGCCCGAGCCCGCCGACGUGCCCUACAGCUUCUGCAGCCAGCCCCGCUCCCUGUCCUCCCGCCCCAAGUACCGAGAGCAGUCCAAAGCCGCCGAGACGGAGAAGCGCCCGCUGAGCUACGUCAACAUCAUGUUCGACCCGAGGGUGGUGCGCGGAAACGUUCUGUCCGUCCGUCCUUCCCCACCGCAGCAUACUGAGCCCCAUACUCUUGAGGUUAAAAGGCAGAGGAGUGCACGGAGAAAAGUACUGGCCAGAAAGUUUACACAAGUGCAUAUUCGACCAGGAACACCAGAGCCUGUGGAAGGCAGAGAACAUGUUCAUGUGCAGACAGAAUUGUAUUUGGAAGAGAUUAGUGAUCGAAUAAUAGAGGUUGAUGGAGAGUGUCAAACAGAUGACUUUUUGGACAGACCACCCACUCCACUCUUCAUACCAGCCAAAUCAGGAAAAGAUGUGGCCACUCAAAUAGAAGAAGGAGAGUUGUUUGACUUUGACAUUGAAGUUAAGCCAAUCCUGGAAGUGUUGGUUGGAAAAACGGUUGAGCAAGCUUUGCUGGAAGUCAUGGAAGAAGAAGAGCUGGCCCAGCUGUGGUCACAUCAGCGUGCCUUUGCAGAGCUGCGUAAUGCAGAGUUUGCUGAAUUACAGCGCUUGGAAGAGCAGGACAGGCGAAUCAAAGAGGAGAAGGAACGUCGCAGACUGGAGCACCUGGAAAAGCUGCGGAAACAGAGAGAAACUGCAGAGAAAAUUGCAGCUCGGGCAUUUGCUCAGCGUUACCUGGCUGAUCUCAUUCCCUCAGUCUUCAACAAACUUCAUGACAGUGGAUUUUUUUAUGACCCUAUAGAAAGAGAUAUUGAGACAGAAUUCCUUCCAUGGCUAAUGUCAGAAGUGGAAGAAACACUACAGAAGAAGGUUCUGGGAAGGACAAUGCUUGACUCUUUGAUUCGUAUGGUGGUUGAAAAACGCUUAGAUGAAUUUAGCCAUCCACCUCCAUCUGCUCAGACAAACGCACCUUCUGAAGAGCCUGGGACAGCAGAUGCAGCUCCCAUGUCUGGUGAGGCAGACGCUGCUGACCAACCAGUUGCAGAGGAAGAAGAGACUGACCAACCUGUUGCAGAGGAAGAAGAGACUGACCAACCUGUUGCAGAGGAAGAAGAGGCUGACCAACCUGUAGCAGAGGAAUAGCCUUCAGAUUCCACCUCUUCUCAGUUAGAAGAAUAAGAUCAAGAGGGAACAGCAGAUUUGGAAACUGAGUAGCAAACAGGCAAGUCAUCAAGUAAAUGGAGACCAGUGUCUUAGAAAUAAGGAUUUAAUUCCUAUCUAUUUACAGGUAUUGUGCCCUAGUCAUGCUGAAGGAUGAACCUAAGCAACAGUAGAGCAUUAAAACAUGUUUUCCGUAUGCUGGAAUUGCUGAUUUCAGGCUGCUAGAAUCAAGAGAGAAGUUACUAGUGCAAUGAAUGGCACGGAAAUUCUGUCCCCUUUUACAAUUCAAUCCAUCAAAACCUGGGAGAUUUACAGUUGAAAAGCAAUGCUGUCCCACACCCUGUGUUAGAAGGUCAUGAGAAGGAUGUUGAGAGCAUCAUAAUAAUCAUCUUUGUAAGUGCUUUGAUAAUGUUCUUAGAACAAUAUUUCCUAACUUUCCUUAUUUUGAAAGAUAGUUACUGCAGCAAUUAAAUGAAUUGCUUUUGAUUCAUGUUAGUCUUUCCUUUCCUCACAAACUUCAAUGGACAUCUCAGCAGGUAAUACAGCCAAACCAGCUGUUCCUCA